AUGGAUUACGACGAAUACAUCAAAGAAGCCCUCGCAGAAGGCAUCACACAGGAAGCUGCCGAACUUGAGCUCGCAGAAAUUGUCCACGCGCACAUGAACGAGCUCGCUAAAAAUGCUACGAGACAGUACGAAAUCGCUCUCGAAGAGCGUUGCGAGCAACAAGGGCAGCGUUUCGUCGAGAACCGCCCUGUGGCGGAGGAAUUCCCACUGGAGCUCUUCACAGCCAACAUCAAGACGAACAAGCUCGACGAUGACAAGUGGGUUGCUACCAUCAAGGAGUAUCUGUUGCAACACAUGCCCCAGGCAACUCAUGAUGCGCCUGCGCCUCCAGUGGAGGGUGAUAGCGAGUGUCACCAGAUCAUGCAUCGUAUCGUCUCCAUUGACAAGGAGAUCGACAAAUCUCAGCCUCUGAAGAAGGACAUACCCGAAGACGCACAGCUGUUUGUGCCCGCAAUACCGGUUGCAUACUUCAUCGGUGUAGCCGUCGCAGGACUAGUAACAUCAGGGGCUGGAGGGAUUGGAUACGCCCGUUAUCAGCAGAGUAAGAGGCGGCCACCACAAGCUCAACCCCCAAUUGUCAUUCUACCACCGCCGACAGUUCCAGGUCAAACGACUCAACCGGGUCAGCCCGGAGACCCCCCUGGCCCUCCUCAUCCUCCGCAGCCCGACACGAGGGACCGUGAGAGGAAGCGCAAGCGUGAGAAGGAAAAGGAUCGCAAGAGAGGUAGAGAUGAGCGGCGGAAAGCUCGGUCAGAGUUCUACUUUGGUUACGUCGACAGGAUCGACAAGCUGAAGCACGGAUAUGAGAUUCGUGUUGAGGCUAUCACGGAAAACUCUCUUUCAGACGAGCUGUUCAUCCGCGCCAUCGAGAAGAUGUCCGUGGCGGCGGGGUCCCCUGGAUUCGGACGAUAUCGCCUUGCCCUGGUAUGGAUUUACCUGCAUGCCGUGCCUCCGGGCGUCACUGAGGGCACUUGGAUCAACUUCAAGGUCAACCAGCAAAACAAGCAGCUGCUCACGAAGCAAAACUUUAAUCUAGAGCAGCCGUUCAAAGAUGGCAUGACAAGACUGGAGCUUCUCGAACCGCGACUGAGCUUCAAGAUGUUCCGCUUCGAGUCUUAUUUCGAAGACAACCAUGGCUACGUCGUCCAGACUGAGGUGCAGACGAUCAGCAAAGACAUUGCUGCCAGUGCCGUCACCACGCUGCAGCAGGCUUUUGGCAGCUUCAAUGCUGUUGGAGAGGCCGUCCGGGACAUUGUUCAGAAGAUUGUUCAUGCCGACACUUCCGGCAAGGGGUAUCUGCAGCGCCUUGACGACGACGAUAAAACGACCGGAGAUCAACCUCCAAAGCCAACGGCUCCCAUGGUAUCCGCUGCAAAAGUUCCAUUCUUCUCUCCAGCAGGGGUGGAUGACAUCUUGGGCGCUCUUCUGCCUCGCAAGGCGGAUGUGAUUGCGUAUCAUGUUUACGAUGUCGGACAAGGCCAUAGUGCGCGUGCAUUUGACAAGUACGGGGCAGCCUUUGCCAACGAUUUCGGCUACGGUAAGCUGGACGACAACGACAAAAAGGUCUGCUACCACAUGAUCAAGGGCCAAGCAGCCGUUCCCAUCCUGCUCUCCCACUGGGACGCCGACCACUACCGCAUUGGCAAGAGCAGCCACGCAAAGGACUUUUCGGGCUCAGCAGACGACAUCACGCUGCGUCCGUGGAUAGCUCCUGGGCGUAAGCAUAUCACGGGAACCAUCUCGAACGAGACGGCGUGGCUGAUCCAGCAGAACGGCAAUCUUCAUCAGUGGACGGAUAGUGUUGAUUACGUCCAGAUGAAGAACGUGACGAUUGUUCGCUGUAAGCGCAACUACCAGUUCAAUGACCCUGACAAGAACAAUUACGGUGCUCUGGCACUCUUCGUUGGCAAGGGAGACAACUUGCUACUCUUCCCAGGCGACGCCAACUUUGAGUCCAUCCCUGAGAUUAGUUCCGCGAACGGCCUUGUGCGCUCUGUGAUUGCGACUCACCAUGGCAGCACGAGAUCGCUCGGCACGGGCAGCCAAAUGGGCGCCAGCAUCCCGAAAGCAACAAGCUCAGGGGAGACCUACGCCGUCUUCUCGUACUCGCAGGGCAACAGCUACGGCCACGACAUCGUCAACGCCUAUCCGUACUACGAGAACAAGGGUUACGGCGAGCCAGAAACAACGGCACGUCUUGGUGUCGAUGGUAACGAUACUCUGGAACUCGCUCACUUUGGGACAGGCUGGGAUAAGAAGAAGGCCACCCCGAUGAAGUUUACCUUUGCCAAUAACCUACUAAGUGCCAACACCAUUUCCUUUGCCGACAAUCAGCUGAGUGGACAGGUGACAGCUGAGGAGGCCAUGGAUGAGGAGGCCUUGGACCCUGGUGAGCCAGCGCAAGUUGCCACCCCGGCAGUCAAGGGCUCCAAGCUACCCGAGCCGCCUUCAAAUUGGCAAGCACAGGCGCACAGCAUGCCGGCCGCAAAGCUGCAUGACAAGUACCAAAAGUCGUUCCCAGAGGUGAUUUACCUGACUGGCUCGGGAGGCGCAGACCCGAACCAUGAUGAUCUUGCUGAAUAUGCCAUCAAGGACGCCGACGGAGAUGUCAUUUUCUACGACAUUACAGCAGCAAAGGUCGUCAUGGACAAACUUCCGCUCAACGUUUCGUGCAAGACAGACUAUCCCGUCACAGUCCAGAUCACAUGUCAGGAUAUUGAGCUCGUCCACGACAACGCCAGCAAGGAGACGAUUCUUCCACUGGUACGCUUCAGUGUCGCCAGCGGACAGCCUUGGGACCACCCUGCGAACCCUGGUACGGACGGUAUGCCUGGAGACGCAGGAUACGCAGGUGGACGUCUUCGGCUGGCUGUUGCCGGGAACUGGCUCGGGACCACCCAGGUGCUGACAAGUCCAGUUAUGGGAGUGAGUAUCCAGUACCGGGGCGGACACGGCGGCAAUGGACAAAAGGGCGGAGCGGAGACGCAACCGAAGAGCGGCGGGCUUGUAGUCAUCUUGGAGCCGAUUAAGGGAAGCCUUGAUGGGUCUGGGGAUGGCGGAGAUGCUGGAGAGCCUGGGACGGUGCCUGACUCUGAGAUUCUUGCCGUGGCUGGUAAGUGGCCGCAGGGAUGGCAAGUCAAGCUCGACCUGGGAACGACUGGGACGGACAGCGAGUUUGGUAGGCCCGGUGCUGUGGGUAAAGGAGGCGGAAUGAGCAUCGAUAUGGGCGGCGACUUCAUGCCGAGCGACAAGUUUAAGCUUGAAGGGCCAAAGUUUUCUGGUGCUGAUGGGAAGCCGUUUGAUCGAUCAAAGGCGCAGUUCCUCAAGGCUCAGGCGAAGUUGACGAUGGUGGCGACGGAGAAUGAGAUGUUGUCGCGCAUGGCGCCAGUUGAUUGGAGGUACUUGUCUUGA
Trichoderma citrinoviride is the source of this 3411-nucleotide messenger RNA. RefSeq lists its product as hypothetical. NCBI's taxonomy places the organism in Eukaryota, Fungi, Ascomycota, Sordariomycetes, Hypocreales, Hypocreaceae. The coding region runs from base 1 to 3411 and encodes 1136 amino acids. The record is from RefSeq and is a predicted model, not a curated record. The transcript has 3 exons.